This is a messenger RNA of Somion occarium, 3376 nucleotides long. The record is from the annotation of a GenBank genome assembly. Lineage: Eukaryota; Fungi; Basidiomycota; Agaricomycetes; Polyporales; Cerrenaceae.
UGCCCAUGUAUGUGUUAUAAUAUAUACCAUAUGAACUGGAUUGUUUGUACUCCACUUAAACUUCUCCGUGGAAAUCCUGUCGUUUACUUCCCGCGUACUUGAUCGAGUUUCUAUUAUGAGCGCGUGCGGAGGCUGAGGUGAGCUAGCUCACAGCAUUCAUUCUCACUCUCCUUGGCUACCUCGUGUCAUCACAUACACCCCUCACUCUUUACUACGUCUUCUGCUUUGUCUACAUACCCCUAAACUUGUAAUAUGUUCACACAAUGGCGACAAGCGGUUGAAAGUCUUGCACAACCCCAGCAUUCACCCAAGCCGUCUCAGGAUGGGAUGGCUGAUGAUAAUGCUGCGCGGUCCUCUUUGGAUGCAGCAGUGAUUCGUCAAUCUCUGUCAUCCUCUACACAACUGGCCGAGUCAGCGUUGACGAGUCUGAAAAAGUCAUUGGUUGCGCAGCGGUCUAUCAGUCCGGCUGCGAGCAAAGGAUCCCCACCAGACGCACGUCCAAGGUCUCCUGCGACACGCACCACGCUGGAGGACAGACUUAGGGCCAAGUUUACCAUUGGAGACGCGUCUCCGAGCACUUCACCCAACCCUUCCAUGAAGACAUCUCGUGUCGGUUCACCCGUGAUCGACCAUCCGCUGUCGCCUUCUUCGACACCAUUACCUGCAUCUCCCUCCGCUAGCAUGGAGAUCAAACGGCCAUUCUCUCCAGCUUCCACACCGUUACCGGAUUCUCCUGCUCUUGUGCCGACAUCUGCGUCACAGGAAGAGGUAGUUUCUCAUUCUCUCUCAGAAUCGCCAUCGCAAACCAUGGAUGAUACCCCGGCCGGCUCAAUACCAGAUGACAAUGCAGAAUCACUGACAAUGGAGAUUAGACCCGAAGACUCUCAUUCGCAGUCUGAAGCUAUAUCGGCUCAUUCUGUGUCAGAUGAGCUGCAGGCAGGUGAUUCUGACGCGCAUACUGGUGGUCAGGAUGAAGAGUCCCACAUUGAGGCGGAUGAACCACCAGCGGAUUUGCCUGUCUCAGCAUCACAGCCAGAAGACAUACAGUCGGAUUCUCUGCAGGCAGAGGUUGACCUUACUGUCACUCCGCCUGUGGAUGAAACUGAAUCUGGCGAAACUACUCCUCCGAAUUCCACGGAUACAACCAUUCCUUCGUCUAGCGAGCAUGUUGACUCUGUUGACGAGGUUAAUCCUGAACCGGUGGCAUCUUCAGAACUACCUAGUGUAGAGUCGGAUACAAACCAGGACUCGAGCCCUGAGAACCAUCCCAAUGGCGAUGUUCUACCCAACGGCGAUUCUACAGAACUUCCAGACACUAUCACGCCUGAACCUGCAGACCCGCUUCCGACUGUUGAUGUCGAAGGACUGCAGAAACGCCUCAAACUCGUCGAACAGCGGUUUACAGAUGUCUCUACUUCUUUCAAAAGGCUUCAAGCUGAAAAGGCAGCAGCCGAUCGUAUUCUUCGCGAGCUAACACCUCUGGAGAGCGUACAAGAGACAGAUGCUCUUCGUGAUUAUAUCCAGAAUAUGAACAUGAAGACGGAGAUGGCGCAAGACGAGAUUAGACGUCUCAUGGGCAAACUGACUAGACAAGAUGAACGUAUCGAGGAAUUGCGCGACAUACAUCGAUUAGAGUCGAAGUCGCAAUCCGACCAGAUUGACAAACUAAGAGCUCAGGUUGAAGGGGUCGAAGCACUACUCAAGGCUUCACAAACUUCUGUCACCCAAAGCGAAGAAGAGUCAGUCAAGUGGAAAGCCGAAAUCGAGCGCUUGCGAACAGAAGUGGAUCGUGCGAAAGGUUCUGCCAAGGAGGAGGAAGAGAAGCGAGUCAAAGCCAUUGCACUACUGAAGACUGUCAGACAAAAGUUGGUGAAAGCUGAAAAGGAUCGGGAUGAUGCGUUGAAAGAGGCGCAAGGUCUGAAGGAGAAAGAAAAGGAGGAACGGGAGAAGGAGAAGGCCGAACAACAGAGGCUAUUGGGCGAAGUGCAGAAAGCAAACAACGAGCGAGAAGUGGCGGUCUCAGGUUUGAAAGUGCAGUUCGAUAGGGAAGUCGCUCUCCUGAAGGAGCGGCAAGAGAAAGAAAUGUUGGCGUUGCGUGGUCAAUUCGAACUUGAGGUCAUUACAGUAAAGGCUUCGCAUUCGAAGGAAUUGGAUACCAGGAAUACCCGUAUAUCGGAGCUUCAGACGACGGUUCAGACGCUUUCUGGAGAAAAGUACGAACUUUUCGACCAGUUGCAAAUGCGACAAGCCGAACUUGAAUCUUCUCAGUCGUUACUCGAAUCUCUGCAAGGGCAAACGGUUGAAUUCCAAUAUCAGAUUCGGGAAGCCAACGAUCGCGUUGCUCUUUUGAACGAAGAACUUGCUGAUGCCAGGCAGGAACAAGUUCAAAAGCCUUACGAUUCUGUGCCUUCGACAGAAGAUGUCUCUCGUCUACUUUCCGCUGCCGAAACAAAAUAUGAGGGAAGGAUAGCUGAACUCCGCAAUCACAUCUCUACAGUCGAGCGCGAGCGAGACGAGGCGGAGAUGGAAUGGAGUCGCAAGCUCACCGAGAAGGUCAAGGAGAUAGAGUCGCUGAGAGGCGUUCUCGAUAUAUCAGCAAAAAACCAAGAAGAUGCUGCUGGAAACAGCAACCUUCUGCAACAGGAGAUCGAGCGACUCCAAGAUGAGAUACGUACUUACCAAGCGAUGAUCUCUGACCUGCGCGCUCAAGCCGGCAAAGUCACUGAGAUUGAGGUAUGGCCCUAUAUACUUAUCUCUUUUCAUAUCUUUUAUCAUCUCUUUGGCAGAACGCUGCUCAAACCCAGCUGGCCGAGGCGAAUGCUCGAUCGAACGCUCUUAGGCAGCAAUACGAAGACAGUAAAGCUAAGGAAGCUCAGCUGAAGGCUCUCAAUAAGACACUACGUGAUGAGCUACGCAAAGUUCAGUCCUCCGCGGCAUUGCUCGAGAAACAACGAAAUCCCGGUGUUGGUUAUUGGGCCUCUCGUCCUGACAGCUCUUCAGAUCUUCGCUCGCCAAGAUCAUCUGUGUCGGACCUGCCUAGUCAAGGUUCCAGACCGGGUUCCCCUGCUACUGUGAAGUCCGACGAAGAGGUCAACUUUGAGUAUCUCAGGAAUGUCAUAUUACAGUUCCUGGAGCACAAGGAGAUGAGGGUAUGUAUUAUCUUGCUUGCUUCUGCCAUUAAAUGACUGACUUGCUUGUAGCCUCAUCUUGUGAGAAUCCUGUCGACUAUUUUGCACUUCACACCGCAGGAAACCAGGAGAGUCAUUUCAAAAGUCUAGUCGAUCCCUUCCGCAACAUAGCUGUGCUCGAUGAGAUAUACAAAUACAUACUGUACAUUUGACAUAAUUUGAUGACCUUGAAUUGCUCGGGAACAUUC